Acanthosepion pharaonis is the source of this 1350-nucleotide messenger RNA. The record is from the annotation of a GenBank genome assembly. NCBI's taxonomy places the organism in Eukaryota, Metazoa, Mollusca, Cephalopoda, Sepiida, Sepiidae.
AUGGCAGCUGGACCGAUUGCUGAAAGGAAUCAAGAUGCUACAGUCUAUGUGGGAGGCUUGGAUGAGAAGGUAACAGAAGCCAUAUUAUGGGAGUUAUUCCUACAAGCAGGACCUGUGGUAAAUGUACAUAUGCCAAAAGACAGAGUGACACAGAGUCACCAGGGUUAUGGUUUUAUUGAGUUCAUGGGAGAGGAAGAUGCUGAUUAUGCUAUCAAAAUAAUGAACAUGAUAAAACUCUAUGGGAAGCCUAUACGAGUCAAUAAGGCCUCAGCUCAUCAGAAGAAUCUGGAUGUUGGUGCUAAUAUUUUUAUUGGUAAUCUUGAUCCAGAAGUAGAUGAGAAAUUAUUGUAUGACACUUUCAGUGCUUUUGGAGUAAUAUUACAGACACCAAAGAUUAUGCGAGAUUUGGACACUGGAAAUUCCAAAGGAUAUGCUUUCAUCAAUUUUGCCAGUUUUGAAGCAUCAGAUGCUGCUAUAGAGGCCAUGAAUGGGCAAUAUUUAUGCAACCGUCCCAUCACCAUUUCUUAUGCUUUUAAAAAAGACAUCAAAGGAGAAAAACAUGGCUCUGCAGCUGAACGUCUCUUAGCUGCACAAAAUCCACUUUCCCUGACUGACAGACCCCAUCAGUUGUUUGCUGAUGCCCCUCCUCCUCCUCAGCAACCUCCUGCUCCUGUCCCUCCUUCAUCAUUUGCUCCACCUCCUCCACCUCCAGUCUCACAAGCUCCAAUGAUGUCUUUGGCAAAUGGCAUCACAAUGGGUCUUACAAAUUCUGCUCUAGUAUCAACAUCAGCUGCUCCUCCUCCUCCAGUACCUCCACCAGCAUCUCUCCCUGUGCCACCUCCAGUUGGUGCAAAUAUGCCUCCACCGCCAAUGCCUCCUGGCAUGCCAUCAUUUCCUCCACCAGGUGGAGCUCCUCCACCAGGUCAACCUCCAUCUUAUCCUCCACCUCCACCAAUGGCUCGGCCUCCACCACCACCAACCGACCAAGCCAAUUCACAGUCAGUACCACCAAUGCCACCACCACCAAGAGCACCAAUGGGAGGUGCACCCCCUGGACCACCUCCCCCAGGAAUGGCACCUCCUCCAGGACCACCACCACCAGGUAUGCCACCACCACCUCCAGGAAUGAGACCACCUCCACCUCCACCAGGUUGGAGAGGACCUGCACCACCCAGAGGACCUCCACCUUUUGGUCGUCCUCCACCUCCUCCUCCACCUCAACAACGGGGACCUGCAGUUCCACCACCUCGUGGACCACCUGGUACAGGAGCAAGAGGACCACCACCACCACCUAGAGGUGUACGCCCACCCCCACCUGGUGCUAUGCGGCCACCCAACCAACGGUAUUGA